AUGACAGCGGUGAUCGAUAUACCGAUGGCAAGGAGCGGCCGCGACUCGAUGAUAGCAAUGUCGUGUUUGUGGUUGCUCGCUGCAUCGACAGUUGUUUUCCGCAUCUAUGGGCGCAUCAAAGGACCCGGAUUGUCACUGGAUGACAUCUUUGCGGGUAUCGCGAUGGUUCUAACCACAAGCACGAUCGGUCUCAAUGCUGAAGUCUUUACCAGUGGCGUGGGCUAUGAUUUUGACCCAAACAACGCAGAAAUGUUUCCCAAGCUUAUGAACAAUCUUCCACACAUCAUGCAGUUGACCUUCGCCUACACUUUGAUAUACAUUUGGUGCUUGGCCGCUCUCAAGCUUUCUCAACUUGCUCUAUACCACCGUGUGUUUGUGCUCCAACUUCGCAUUGCGGUAUACAUCGUUGGCGGCAUCGUAGUAGCCUGGGCCAUCAUCUUCAACUUCGUCUUCUUGUUCCUAUGCGACCCCAUUUCCCAGCAAUGGACUGUAGAACGAGUCGGACACUGCUUGGACCAGAUGCUUUUGCUCAAGUUUCUGAUUCUAACAAACAUGAUAACGGAUCUCAUGAUCGUAGUUCUACCAAUCAGGGCUAUUUGGCAGUUACAGAUGCGAAAGACGGAGAAGUUCGCUGUAUUGGCUUGUUUCGGGCUCGGCCUGGCUUGCGUGUUCAUUGGCAUUGCUCGCUUUGUGCUCAUUUACACAAUCGAUCUCAUUGGCAACCUCACGGGAACUUCAGGCACUACAUUCAUGUUGUGCACUGUCGAGUUGAUGCUGGCUAGUCUGUGUAUCAAUAUUCCCAUGCUACGGCCCUUCUAUCUGCGGUGGCGCUCACAUUACAAGAGCUCCUCGAUGGAUAGUAGCGGUCUCAAAAGUGGACCCAAGAGAUCACCCACUGGAGGGUUGGGUGGGUCACAACAACAGCGUCCGGGCCACUAUACACAGUGGAUGGAGCUGCAUGACAAGGACACCGUAAAUGCCACCGUCACCGGCGAUGAUGCGAGUUCAGAGAGGAAGCUCACAGCAGAUCCUAUGCCGUUUGAUGCCAUUCAGGUGUCCAAAGACUUUACCAUCACGCGGGAUUGA
This is a messenger RNA of Bipolaris maydis ATCC 48331, 1086 nucleotides long. RefSeq lists its product as uncharacterized. The record is from RefSeq and is a predicted model, not a curated record. Lineage: Eukaryota; Fungi; Ascomycota; Dothideomycetes; Pleosporales; Pleosporaceae.